Molecule: messenger RNA, 2959 nt
Organism: Apus apus (common swift)
Lineage: Eukaryota; Metazoa; Chordata; Aves; Apodiformes; Apodidae
Gene: GABRA2
Product: gamma-aminobutyric acid type A receptor subunit alpha2
Exons: 10
Coding region: 62-1450 (462 amino acids)
Biological process (GO): monoatomic ion transmembrane transport; chloride transport; gamma-aminobutyric acid signaling pathway
Cellular component (GO): neuron projection; dendrite membrane; postsynapse
Molecular function (GO): GABA-A receptor activity; inhibitory extracellular ligand-gated monoatomic ion channel activity; transmitter-gated monoatomic ion channel activity involved in regulation of postsynaptic membrane potential
Source: RefSeq, a predicted model, not a curated record
GCGAAUGGCAUGACUGCCCCCGCCGCCCCCCCGGCUGCGGUGUGCCGUGGUGAGGCGAGGAAUGGUUUUGCGAAGAGCAGCGAUGAAGAGGAAGCUCGCACUCUCCGAGAUGCAGUUGGUUCUUCUCGUUGUAUUGGUGUGGCUACCAACAAGAUCAGUGCUGGCUGACUCCCUGGAAGAUGAAGCUAAGAAUAACAUCACCAUCUUCACAAGAAUUCUAGACAGACUCCUGGAUGGUUAUGAUAAUCGUCUCAGACCUGGAUUAGGAGAUAGUAUUACUGAAGUCUUCACUAACAUCUAUGUGACCAGUUUUGGACCUGUUUCAGAUACCGAUAUGGAAUACACAAUAGAUGUUUUCUUCCGUCAGAAAUGGAAGGAUGAGAGAUUAAAGUUUAAGGGCCCAAUGAACAUUCUUCGAUUGAACAACUUAAUGGCCAGCAAAAUAUGGACCCCAGAUACAUUUUUUCACAAUGGAAAGAAAUCAGUGGCUCAUAACAUGACAAUGCCAAACAAACUUCUACGAAUCCAAGAUGAUGGGACUCUCUUGUACACCAUGAGGCUUACAGUGCAAGCUGAAUGUCCAAUGCACUUGGAGGACUUCCCUAUGGAUGCUCACUCAUGCCCACUGAAAUUUGGCAGCUAUGCAUAUACAACCUCAGAAGUGACAUACAUUUGGACUUACAAUGCUUCAGAUUCAGUGCAGGUGGCACCAGAUGGUUCAAGAUUGAAUCAGUACGAUCUUUUAGGCCAAACAAUUGGAAAAGAGACGGUUAAAUCAAGUACAGGUGAAUAUACAGUAAUGACGGCUCAUUUUCACUUGAAGAGAAAAAUUGGUUAUUUUGUCAUUCAGACUUACCUCCCUUGUAUCAUGACUGUCAUUCUCUCUCAAGUAUCAUUCUGGCUGAACAGAGAAUCUGUACCUGCCAGGACUGUAUUUGGAGUAACAACUGUGUUGACAAUGACAACACUGAGCAUCAGUGCUCGAAAUUCACUCCCCAAAGUAGCAUAUGCAACAGCUAUGGAUUGGUUUAUUGCUGUUUGUUAUGCAUUUGUAUUCUCUGCAUUAAUUGAAUUUGCAACAGUAAAUUAUUUCACAAAACGAGGAUGGGCCUGGGAUGGCAAAAGUGUAGUGAAUGAUAAGAAAAAAGAAAAAGCGUCUGUCAUUAAGAAAAACAAUGCCUAUGCAGUGGCUGUUGCCAACUAUGCUCCAAAUAUUACCAAGGACUCAGUGCUACCAACCAUCUCCAAGAGUGCUACAACUGCAGAACCCAACAAGGCAAAACCAGAAGCGAAGCCACAGGAAGCGAAGAAGACGUUCAACAGUGUUAGCAAAAUUGACAGAAUGUCUAGAAUAGUGUUUCCAGUCUUAUUUGGUACUUUUAAUUUAGUGUAUUGGGCUACCUAUUUAAACAGGGAGCCUGUAUUACUUGGCUUUGCGCCAUCAACCUAAAAGCUGAAUUGCACUGAGGACUUAAAGCAUCAUUCUAGUCAGAUAGGUUGUUUGCUAUGUACAGUACAACUAAUAACUGCUAAUCUGUGAACCAUUAUGUACAGAGUGUAUAUAGAUGUCUUAUCUGUGUAUCUCCAAAGGAGGGACGCAGUGUUAAUUCAUGGAUCUGUGAACAGAUAGCACCCAUGGCAAAUACAGCCAGCUCUUUUAAAGUUAAACCCAGGGGAGUUCUGUUAAACUAGGAUUCAGAUAUACAGAAUUAUAUUCUCUCCGUAAAAUGAAAUUAAGAUAUGAUCCUACAUAAUUAUUUAGGAACAGUAUUUUUUUAAUUUAAAGUUAAAAUAUUUUUCUAUGAAGUAACUAAUUCUACUUUAAUGAAAGAAAUUGUCAUUUAGCAAAGUGAUUUUUUUAAAAAGGUGUAAUUGUUUCGUACAAUAGCAGAACCCAUGUACAUAACAGAGUACGGAGGUCGUGCAGUUCUACUGUUCACAAACAUUCUGGAUACUAGUUAGGCUGAAGAGGUAGUUAAGACUAUUCUAUGCCAAAAGCCACAAGUUUCUUACUUCUGUUGGACGUUCUUAAUAAACUUUUCCAAAUGAUUUCAGGGAAAAGCAAGUGUUAAUCAAAUUUCCAAUAUGAACCAACUUCCACAAGUGAAACUCUUAUUCUUUUUACUGUUUUACUUAUUUGAUGUUGCUAAGCCAGGUUGCCUAGUUCAGCAAAAUUGGAUUAUUUUUCUUUUUUAUUUUGUCCUUAAUUGGAUUAUUGUCAGGUUCAUAAAAGCACUGAGAAAUUUUUCAGGGUUAAGUAUAUCAGUAAUAUAAUACACUCUUUUUCCUUGCUUACUGUUCCCCUAAAACCUGCCAUCAAAAUAUCUACCUGUAUUUGUCCGAGAAAGCAUUGUUUUCAAGCGAAACAAGAAUUAUGAUUUAAGUUCAGGAAAUUGUCCAUAAAAUAAACUUACUGCUGCUUUUGUAAAUUGCAACUUUACAUUUCGCUGACAUAACUUUACAACAACUUUGUAUACUAGAAAUGGUUUUGCAAAGAUUUGAAUGUUAUUUUUUUAAUAAAAGGUCAUGCAUCAUCAGUAGGUUUCAACGGUAUUUCAUACACACAAAUCUAACAAAAUUGGAGCUGCCAUUUGCAAUUUUAUAUGAACAUUUAAUACUGAUCCGUAAAGUUGUUUUUCAUCUGAGCCUUUGCAAUGAUUCUUUAUGCCCCUAAAGGCCUGGUAAAUCAUAAUUAAGAAUUGUGUACUGUAUUUAGAUUUUAGUAUACUUGGCCAAUCAAAAAUAUUUUGAUUCACAUAUACAUUAGCAGUUAUUAGUUGACCUUUAAAAAGAUACACCUUUAUGAUGAUGUCUUCUAGUAGAGACAUAUGUAGUCGUAUAGUGUCAUUUAUUGCAGUUUUGUACAGUACUUGAGUAUAGUGCAUAAAAUAGGUAUGUUCAGAGUUUAACAAAGUUGUAAAAAUAUUUCUAAAAUCAAAUAAAAGAGUAUCUUAAGACA